UCGCGAGCAUUCCCGCUGCCCCCGGGACCAGAUCGCAACCUAUAUAUCAAUUGUAACGUGUUCUCCAGCCGAGGACAAAACGCACCCGCCACAUCCAAACAAUGCGCGUGGCUGGAGUACGCGAACCUGGACCGGCGCGCUGUUUCUAUGGAGUUACUUGAAACAUUCCAGGAAAUGCAGGCUGGGCCUUGCUGCAGAGGCAUAUAAGUGACUGGCGCGUACUUUUCUGGCCCAUUGCUCUCAGAUCCUCUUGUUCUUCCAACGACCUCUUUAUGCCUUCCAACGACGGACCUUUGACGCUUCACUUUCAUGACUGCACUCGCGUUGCUGGGGAGACUAUCUACGGCCUUGUCGAUAUAGACGUGCGCGCCGCUCUCGAAGAUGGCAUCAACCAAGUCUGUGUGACUCUAUGCGGGACCAUUCAUGCCCGGCUCUCUGUGAACAUCGCUCGCACGACUGUUCACAAGGAACAAAGCAUUAUACUGUUUUACACGCGACUGCCACUGCUUAGCGAGGACUCGGACACCCUCCGCUUUUCUCCCGGAGAGAAGACGUUGUCGUCACCUUUUCAAUUCACGUUCCCGCACGACGUGCCACCGUCGUUUCACACGCGCGGGAAGCACCACGAAGGCACGAUCGCUUACUGCAUCGAGGUGGCAGGCCGCAAAGCGGGUGAUGUGACUGCGAGGAGGCAGAUCCGGCAGCUCAUAUCUCUUGUCCCACCGGCGUCCAUUACACAGGUUGCAGCGCGUGAGUGCCUCACGUUCCCCCGAGAAUCUGAAUGGCGAGAGUACAAUACAACGAAGAAGGUCCGCCGCGGGAUCCUGGGCUCAGACUCCGAGGCGCGUCUCAAGUUGUCCAUUCCGGAUCUCGCCGCAUAUCCCAUGAGUUCCGACAUCCCUUUUGUUCUACGGGUAGAGACGGCCACGGAGCCGAUGCGCAAGAGCGGCGAGGCACCGCUGGAUAAGCGACGCAAGCCCAUGUUUCCCGCGCCCCCGACCGAAUCGGGCCAGGUGGGAAUGCAUCUGCAUCGCCGCAUGGAGAUCCAUGUCGGCCGCCAGACGAGCGCUGCCGAGGAUGACUUUGAGCUGGACAGCCGUCCCUCGGCUGACACCAGAGUCGUUGUCGACGAGCCCCAAUGGGUCGCGGGGGAUCGCAAGGGCCGAGGUUCUUGGCACCGCGCUGUCACCUUCCGGGGCUCGCUGAAUCUCGCGCUCGUUCCAACGUACAGCGCUGAUUAUCUGUCGUGGAAGUACUCUCUGCGAUUUGUGGUCAGAUUUCCGGGCAAGGCCAAUGAGGUCGAACUGGAGGUCCCGAUAUGCAUCCAUCCGUCGUUCGAGUGUCCACCGCCUCCCAUGGAAAUCCCUGACCCACGUUCUGUGGAUCCCAAAUCCCAUGGCAAUCUCGAACUACCUGCGUACGUUUCACAUGCUCUGAGGUUGGCACAUCCACCUACUGACUCCUCUCACACAGGGCCUAUUGGGCGAACAACAGCAGUCGCAUCUGGGACCUUGAAGAUAACUGACGAGCAUACAUUUCUAACAUCUGAAGACAUGAUCUACACUAUGACUCAAGGCGUCGCUCGGCCGGGCCACCUGGUAAUUGAUAUUAGCCACGAUUUGAUAACUCGAUAG
Molecule: messenger RNA, 1634 nt
Organism: Mycena citricolor
Lineage: Eukaryota; Fungi; Basidiomycota; Agaricomycetes; Agaricales; Mycenaceae
Source: the annotation of a GenBank genome assembly